This is a messenger RNA of Centropristis striata (black sea bass), 9785 nucleotides long. RefSeq names its product homeodomain interacting protein kinase 2 (gene hipk2). The coding region runs from base 341 to 4105 and encodes 1254 amino acids. Gene Ontology annotation, molecular function: SMAD binding; protein tyrosine kinase activity; ATP binding. The transcript is spliced from 16 exons. Gene Ontology annotation, biological process: intrinsic apoptotic signaling pathway in response to DNA damage by p53 class mediator; smoothened signaling pathway; positive regulation of transcription by RNA polymerase II. Gene Ontology annotation, cellular component: cytoplasm; nucleus; PML body. The record is from RefSeq and is a predicted model, not a curated record. NCBI's taxonomy places the organism in Eukaryota, Metazoa, Chordata, Actinopteri, Perciformes, Serranidae.
ACUUUUGCAGAGACUCCUCACUCCACAGACAUGUCGCACAAUAGCUGAAGUAAAAACCUGUCACCGCGGCUCAUCAUCUGAGCCCCCAGCAACACACCGCAGGUUGGAUUUGAAAUCGCACUGCCUCUCCUUCUGUUGCUCCUCUCGCAUCGGACCCUAACGUUUUUUGGAAACGCCUGGAUAUGAAUUAUGAGCAUUUUCCUCACUAAUGAACUGGGCCAGUAAUGCAGGAGACCGCGGCGACUCUCUCAUCAGUGUUCCAAGAUGGCAGAUUUUCAUUGAGUUUUAAACAGAAAUCUCGCUUUAUUUUUUGCCAUGAAUAACAGAAAUCCUUGCACCGAUGGCCCCUGUAUACGAAGGUAUGGCCUCGCAAGUGCAAGUGUUCUCCCCUCACACUCUCCAAUCAAGUGCCUUCUUUAGCGUGAAGAAACUGAAGGUGGAGCAGAGUUGUAACUGGGAUAUGACAGGGUACGGCACACACAGCAAAGUCUACAGCCACAACAGCAGCAAGAACUUGUCGGCCGCCAGUGGCCCCCUCGGCAUCAACAGCUCCCUGCAGGUCGCCAGCUCCACCCUGCCCUACGAGCAGGCACUAAUCUUCCCAGCCAGCGCGGGCCACAUCGUGGUCGCCUCAGCCAGCAGCACUUCGGGGGCCGUGGGGUCUCUGCUGGGCAGCGGGGGUGGAGGCAGCAACAGCAACAGCAGUGGUGGUGGAGGUGGCGGCGGCGGCAGCGGUGUCGGUGGCGGGGUCGGUGUUCACAACCUGACGCGCCGCAGCACAGUAAGUCUCCUCGACACCUACCAGCGAUGCGGGCUUAAACGCAAAAGUGAGGAGCUUGACAACAACAGCAGUGUGCAGAUCAUUGAGGAGCACGGCCCGCCGAUGAUCCAGAACGGAGCAGCCAGUGGAGCCACGGUGGCCACGGUGGCCACCGCCACCUCCACCGCAACGUCCAAGAACAGCGGUUCCAACAGCGAGGGGGACUACCAGCUUGUGCAACACGAGGUCCUCUGCUCCAUGACCAACACCUAUGAGGUGCUGGAGUUCUUGGGGCGAGGAACCUUCGGACAGGUGGUGAAGUGCUGGAAGAGGGGCACCAACGAGAUUGUGGCGAUCAAGAUCUUGAAAAACCACCCGUCGUACGCACGGCAGGGUCAGAUCGAGGUCAGCAUCCUGGCGCGUCUCAGCACGGAGAGUGCGGAUGACUACAACUUUGUGAGGGCCUAUGAGUGCUUCCAGCACAAGAACCACACGUGCCUGGUAUUUGAGAUGCUGGAGCAGAACCUGUACGACUUCCUGAAGCAGAACAAGUUCAGCCCUCUGCCGCUCAAAUACAUCAGACCCGUGCUACAGCAGGUGGCCACAGCGCUAAUGAAACUGAAGAGUCUGGGGCUGAUCCACGCUGACCUGAAGCCAGAGAACAUCAUGCUGGUGGACCCGUCUCGACAGCCCUACAGGGUCAAAGUCAUUGACUUUGGCUCAGCCAGCCAUGUGUCCAAAGCAGUCUGCUCCACAUAUCUACAGUCCAGAUACUACAGGGCUCCGGAGAUCAUCCUGGGUCUGCCGUUCUGUGAGGCCAUAGACAUGUGGUCCCUGGGCUGUGUGAUAGCUGAGCUCUUCCUGGGAUGGCCCCUCUACCCCGGAGCCUCAGAGUAUGAUCAGAUCCGGUACAUCUCACAGACACAGGGUCUGCCUGCAGAGUAUCUGUUGAGUGCGGGGACAAAGACCACCAGGUUCUUCAACAGGGACCCAGACUCCACCUACCCCCUCUGGAGACUUAAGACUCCAGAGGACCACGAGGGUGAAACGGGGAUCAAGUCCAAGGAGGCUCGCAAGUACAUCUUCAACUGCUUGGAUGAUAUGGCGCAGGUGAACAUGACGUCAGAUCUGGAGGGGAGCGACAUGCUGGCAGAGAAAGCUGACAGAAGGGAGUUCAUCGACUUGUUAACCAAGAUGCUGACUAUUGACGCGGACAAGAGGAUCACCCCUAUCGAAACGCUCAACCACCCCUUUGUCACCAUGUCGCAUCUCCUCGAUUUCCCACACAGCACACAUGUGAAGUCGUGCUUCCAAAACAUGGAGAUCUGUAAGCGGCGUGUCAACAUGUACGACACAGUCAACCAGAGCAAGACGCCCUUUAUCACCCACGUGGCCCCCAGCACCUCCACCAACCUCACCAUGACCUUCAACAACCAGCUGAACACUGUGCACAGCCAGGCCACCAACCUGGUUCCCUCCUCCACCAACAAUGCCACCCUUUCCUUUGCAAGUCCUGAUGUCUCCAUACUAAACUACCAAUCUGCACUCUACCAGCCCUCCGCUGCCUCCAUGGCAGCCGUGGCCCAGAGGAGCAUGCCCCUGCAGCCGGGGGCUCCUCAGCUCUGCGCUGCCCGGCCCGACCCCUUCCAGCAGGCACUCAUCGUCUGCCCACCUGGCUUCCAAGGGCUGCAGGCGUCCCCUUCCAAGCACACCAGUUACUCUGUGCGGAUGGAGAAUGCUGUUCCCAUAGUGACGCAAGCCCCUGGUGCCCAGCCUCUGCAGAUCCAACCUGGCCUGCUUACACAGCAGGCCUGGCCCAGCGGCACCCAGCAGAUCCUGCUGCCUCCAGCCUGGCAGCAGCUCACCCACACCUCAGUCCAGCAUGCCACUGUCAUCCCCGACUCCAUGAGCAGCACACAGCCUCUCGCCAACUGGAGGAAUUCCCAUCCUCAUGGCAGCCAUUACAACCCCAUCAUGCAGCAGCCAGCCUUGUUGGCUGGCCACGUCACUCUCCCAUCCAACCAGACGCUCAACGUGGGAGUGGCACAUGUUAUGAGGCAGCCCUCGACCAACACCAACUCCUCUUCCAAAAAGAACAAACAGCACCAGAUGUCUGCCAGGAACGUGUCAGCCUACGAGGUGUCGUCCUCUCAGGCGGUGCUGUCCCCGCAGCGCUCCAAGCGGGUGAAGGAGAACACGCCUCCACGUUGCGCUGUGCUACAAAACGGCUCGGCCUCCAACUGCCCGCCCCCGCAGGGCUGUGGGGGUGGUGGGUGGGGGGCUAGCGAAGCAGAGCAGGCUUCCAGCACCACCCGCGACCAUCAGCACCAGCACCACGUCCCCAGACAGACCAUCAUAAUCCCCGACACGCCCAGCCCUGCGGUCAGCAUCAUCACCAUCAGCAGCGACACAGAUGAGGAAGAUGACCACAAACAGAACAACAGUUCAUCUUCAAAGCAGCGGAAGAAUGUCAUCAGUUGCGUGACGGUCCACGAUUCCCCCGAUUCUGACUGUUCAAGCAACAACAGCCCCUACACUGUGGAGUCCAGACCCCCCAACAACAACAGCUACGACACAAAGACCACCAUCCUGGACAACUACAACAACGGGAACCCCCGCACCAUCAUCAUUCCCCCUCUCAAAACCCAGAACAGUGAGGUCCCCAGUGAGUGUGAGCGGCUGAUGCCAGAUGUAAUGAACCAUCAGAAUACAGCUUACAAGUUCAAAUCCUCCAAUGGGGUCUUGUCUGGCAAUAACCACCUACCAGGGGGCUUGACCGGAGGCGGGUCCUACCGACAGCAGCGCUCAGGGCCACACCCCCUUCAGCAGCAGCCUCUCAAUCUCAGCCAGAUGAGAAAAUCGAUACUCACCUCAUGUCUGAAGGCCCAGCAGCAUAUGGUAGCUGAGCGAAAUGGUCAUCGGCGCCAGCAGGCCUACAUCACCCCCACCAUCGCCACUCAGGCCCCGUACUCCUUCCAUCACAAUAGCCCCUCCCACACGAGCAAUGUCCACCCGCACCUGGCUGCCACACACCUACCCAGCCAGCCCCACCUCUACACCUACACGGCCCCCGCUGCCCUGGGCUCCACCGGCACCGUGGCGCACCUGGUGGCGUCGCAGGGCUCGGCGCGGCACGCAGUUCAGCACGGAAGUUACCCACCGAGCAUCGUCCACCAGGUCCCCGUCAGCAUGGGCCACCGCGUGCUGCCCUCGCCCACCUUGCACCACAGCCAGUACCAGGCCCAGUUUGCCCAUCAGGCCUACAUCAGCGCUUCGCCCGCCUCCACUGUCUACACUGGAUACCCUCUGAGCCCCACCAAGGUCAACCAGUACCCUUACCUCUAGAGAAGACACUGACUGACACUGGAGAGCCUGACCCAGCGCUGCUGCUGCUCCUGGACCCUCUCGCCCCCGUCGACAUCCUGAACAUCCUCUCCUCGACCUCAGACAUAAACAGAGACAGAGGAACAUGCAAUCCUCAUGAAACUGUCACGUAUAACUUGAAGAUAUAACGACAGAGAGAAAAAAAAGAUUCACAGCCUCUCUAGAAGGGAAAUAUGGGGUUGAAUUUCAGAGGGGUACAGUUUCAUUUUUUUUCUCCUGAAAGGGCCAGUUUUUGUUUUAUUUCUCUAUUCUUCGCUUUACUUUAUGAGGAAAGUAACGUCUCAUUAGUUUAACAGGGAAGCUUGAAACAGGCCUUUUGGGACAUUGGAGGUUUUCUGGAUUGUUUUCUUUUAUUUUCCCCUCUUAGAUUUGGGAAGUGACUGUUGAACAGGGGUUACUGACUGGAAGUUUGGAAUCCCAAGAGAUUUGGGAGAAGGUGAAAUACGGAAACCUGCUGCUCUUCAAAGAAAAAAAAUAUUGAUGGCCUUGAACUGUCUUAAUAUUUCCAAAUCAUUCAUGGCGUGGGGAGAAAAGAGAGGCAACUCCCCCCCUCCCCCCACUCCACCUUCUCCAGCCGAGGAGGCUUCUGGAAAUAUAACCAACAGAAGACAACAAACUUUUUAGUGUAUUUAUAGAUAUUUUUCUUUUAUGUUUCACCUUUAUGACGAUACUUCAGUUUUAGCUAGGUGUCUUAGCUGGGCCCCGUUCUUAGAAUGUAGCAGUCUGCACCUGUUUGUUUCAAGGGUUUUUUUUCCUGAUACCAAUAGAUUUAUUUGUUCCUCUUUUUCAAUGUGAUUGCACAAAGUGGUUAUAAUAACAUAGGCAUGUACAACGUGAUUGUCUGUGUGUGCUACUGUCAGCCAUGCGUGUGUAGUCCACCUCCUUAAAUCUCUCUUCAGUCUUUAGGUUUUUGACCAUUGUUCCCUCGUAGUGCCUUACAGAUAUAACGACACAGUUUACUUGGCUUGGAUCCUGAAAGCCACAAGAGACUAUAGCUAUACUUAGAGAGACAUGUUUCCCUGGUUUGACAUCGUAGUCGGGGCAGUUGUAGCUCUCUUCCAGGUGUAGGCUCAGCCCUUGCUGUUUCUUGUCCUUAAUGACAGCAUACUAUAGAUGAUGAAGAUUAAUGUUGAUAUCACGCUGAGCUAUUUUAUUAUGUGUGCAUGAGAUAACUUGCCUGGGGUACUUACCAAAGUCAUAGAUAAAUUCUUGUUACAUUUUGCUCUGGAUAUUAAUGUAAAUAUGAAAAUGUACAGUAUAGCUGUAGCUGUAAACCUCUUAUCACAGUGGCACCCAAAAUGUGGCUUUAGUUUGGAAUAUAUUUGUUGUUUUUUUAUAUAAUCACACAAGGGAAUUCAUGCAUCGUGAGCAGAGAUCAUGUACAGGGAAUGAGUUACAGUACAAUGUUUGAGACACAGUAGAGGUCAUUUUUUUGAGGUUAAAAGCUAGUCCGAGAGAAGGGCCUGACAGGAAGUGAUUGUCGCCAUGAGGGCAGGGGUAGCCAGGCUGCGGAGACGAGGCAGAGUCAUGAGGGUUCUUUGAGAGAGAUACUGUGUAGGCACGAGGGAGGGGGCUGUUUGAAAGCGUAGGGUCAGUUUAGGUAGGGACUGUGGAGGGCAGGGUGAAACUCUCUAUCUUAAACGGGACUAAAAUGGUAGCAAGUUGGCACUGAGCAGGUUGAUAGUAACACUGAGCCCGGGCGGUCGGUAGGAGCCGAAGAAAGGCACUACCAUACCUGAAUGCACACUUAUAAUUCUGACAUGAAAUCCUUUUUGUUGUUGUCGGUUGUUGUUCUUUGUUUCUCCAGCAAAUUAGUUGUUGAGGUUUGGGGUAGCAUCUCAGAGCUGCAGGAACAGAACAGAAGGGAAAUGCCACAGCAUACACCUGGAAGGGCACCUUGUGGACGAUUUGUCGCCACUGUCCAUUUGUCUUCGAACCAGGUACACCACAGUCAUCGCCACGCCAGCCGAACGGGAUACCUGAACACUUAGAGAACCAAUAGGGCUGUCGCUUCGUGUGUUUGCUGCUUCAUUUUACUGAUUUGUUUUUUUUUCUUGUAGCCAACGAUACAAAUAAUCUCCUCUGUUCAUUUGUCCUCUUUAGCACAUCAGUACAGCUGGUGUUGUAGUGAAAGCCUUCCCCUCUCCUUCAUGGUAUGCCAUAGUACUUGCAUUUGAAGUUUUUUUGUUUUUUUUUAACUUAACAUUAUCUUGAACUUUUUUGACAUGGCCGUAGUACAUGUUGUGUUUAUUUUUUAGAGAUUGUUGCAAUAAUUCUUGUGGAUGUUUUAUCAGAGUGUGUGUGUGUUUUUAUUAUAUGUCAGGCUCAUUUCUAUUUUGUAACCUGGGGGUUGAUGUACAGUGAUAUUUAGUAUUCCGUGGAGGUGGGUGCACCUGUGUAAAGUGUUGCAACACUGCUGAUGAUAGUAAGUGUUGAGUUGCUGAUAAUCCAAUGGGGCCCUUAUAGAUAGACACAUAGAUAGAUGCUUUGGUUUAAGGGCGCCACAGCCAGGUGUGAAAUACAACAAUCUCUUAAAAAAAAAAAAAUCCCUUGACGGGCCCCAGAGUGGUCUGUCAUCCUGGUACUUUUAUCCCCCCACAGCUCUCCAUUCCCCAUCAGCUCCAGCAUGCAAGCCCAGGGUUCGGGUAGUUUUUAAGAUGUAAUUACAUAGUACGUUGCUGGUUACAUCAUUCUUCUCUGUUCUGUUGUUGUCUUUUUAUUUUAUUGUAUCUACUUAAUUUCCUCUAUAGGCCAUUGGGGCCUAAGCACACACGCAUAAGGGAGAUGAUUUUCCAUUUGAAUCUUUUGGCUCUGUUAUGAGACAGACUACUGAAACAUUCCACUGUUUUUUGAGGGAAUUUGCCGUUACCCAUGCUACACUGCUGUCCUGUCCCCUCUCCUGUCAGCACGGGGAUAGCAUUGUUGUUUUUUUUCGCUCCUCCCACCAAAGAAUUCAACAGAUCCAUCGUGUACAGCACAGCACAGUACAGUACAAGCAAUCCUCCACAUCGUAGCUACAGAGCAGACAGGCAAUAACUUCUGGUCUCAUCAUUAAACUCUUUACAAGUGCUUAUGAGGACACGUUGUUUUAACCCCCCCUGCCAACAAAUGCAUGUGUGCAUAUGAGUACACAAGGAGGAUGUAACAUACUUAAUGCAUACAGCACAGUCAUUAAUUUCUUUAGAAUCUGGAUGUUCAACUAUGAGAAGAGCUGCAGUUUGUUUUAAAGCUUUUAUUUUACUUACUCUUCACACUUGCGCCCUGUCUAAGUUGAAUGAUCAAUAAGUAUCUCUCCAAAUUGUUAAGCCAGUUUUUUCUUUUUUUUUUACAUUGUUGAUGUUGUAGCUUUAUUGGUGUUGUAUGAAAAUGAAUUUGUAAACUAAAAAAAAGUUUGUUUUACAUUAGCGUGCCAUGGAAUAGAAUGACCUGUAAAAAUGAAUUAAUCAAAAAUGUACCAACUAUACCUUUAAAAACCAUGGUCACCCGCACAAAAUGAAUGUAAUAAUAUGUGACCUGCGACAUCUGAAAAUGGCUUUAGAUCUUUCUCAGUGGGUGACCAUUCAUUUAAUUUCUACACCAUUUGUGGCCAUGCAUGAUGCAAUAAUUAUACAUCCGAUCUCCAGCAAAAGCCUCACGAUUUAGGGGGAUAUCAAAUCAUUUUCUCAAAUGAAACAUCCAAUUACGAGAAGCCCUGUAUGCGCAACAUUGUGGGAAAUGACUUGAUGUGUAUGAUACCUUUGUCUAUUGCUCUGUUUCACAUAACCAAUGUUUUGUGUUUUAUAAAAAAGGGGAAUCAGCAAAUGUGAGCAUUAACGUAGAUCGAGUGACCUUACAAUUACCAAAAUGUGCUUAAGUAGAGUGUAAAAAAUGUUUUGUGUUGUCGAGGUGAGCAUAGCCUUCCCAGCUAGCGACUUUACUGUUAGAGUACUGCCUUCCAAAUAACCAACAAUACCUCCAAAGGUUUUUAAGGUGACAUUAAAAUUAGAGGAAACUAAAAAAAAAAAAAAGGCAGUUUCUCACACCGGCAUUCUCUGUUAAAAUACACUCAAACUUCCAGCUUUGCUCAUGGUGUUGGCGUUGGAAACACUGAGAAACAUUCCUGAGAGCAUGAUGUGCUGCAUUAGUCUUCAGACAAACUCCUCUAAGGUGACUUGGAGCUCAGCCUAGAAACGAACAGACAAACCGCACUCAUUCAGUAUGAAAAACCAUUUGGCAAAGUCGCAGCUGCCUCCCAAAGUACAAAGGGGUUCGGAACAGGUGUUAGGUGGAUUAAUCAUUAGCUGAUGUACUCGCUGUCACCAGGAAAUUCAUAAUCUAGCUACACGAGCAUUCUUAAAGCCCUUUCGGAUGAGAGUGUGUGUUUUUGUUUUUUAACCUUUACGUUGAGGAGAUCUGCUCCUUCUGCUGGCUAUUCCUUGGGGGAAUUCAGGGUGAGGUGGUCAAGGUUUGAUGCCAUCACUGAUAGAGGGUUACAAUAUAUGAAUUUAAGAACCAAAACUGAUUUGAAUAUGAUUGUUUUCCUACUAUCUUCAUUCGUUGCAAAAUCAUGCAAGGAUAUGAAGUAAUUUCUACCACCUUAAAUCCCCAAACUGCUGAGUUGUACAGUAAGAUCUUUGGUCCUACUUUACUUUUUUUUUUUAAUGUAGCUUUUCAUAUGUUACUUUCAGAGUGAUUUCUAGCCAAAGAGAGUCAUUUUUGUGGUGUUAGAAUCUAGAAGUGGUAGACCAAAGCUACAUUCAAAGCCAGAUUUGUCUGUCUACACUACAAAAAUAUUCAUCUGAAGCUAGAGGUCAUGUCAAAGACACAAUUCCCUUUCUCUAAAAUUGUAAAUUAGAGUAGCUCAAUUUCUUAAAUAGCUACUUGCAUAACAAUAUUCAUGCAAGUGAUUUAUUUCUAAAGACCUAAGAGUGCAUCAAACCCUGACCCCCUUUUGUGUCCAUUGCUGUAUGGUUUCUCAAUGGUGUAAAAUCUCAUUCUUUGUCGAUAAAGCUAAUGUGUGCUGCAGUAUUUCCUAGUAUACUUCUCUGUUAACUGUCUUUUCUUAUUUACUUUUGUUUAUUGGGGUGUGAUGUCUCAUUAUUUCAAUCUGUUGAUGUAGCGUUCUAUGUAUACCCUGUUCCUUAGCCUAAUAUUAUUAAGUAUGUUAUGAGAAUGGAUAUUUUACUGGCUUUAUAGAAUGUUUAAAUAAAUAUAAUAAUGACAAUAAGAAGAAGGAUUAAUUAAACCUCCUAACAAGUUGAGUACUUGCUACUAAAGCGCUUGUGUUACCAUUAUGAUGUUGUGUGCUUCUCUUAAUCAUUUUCGUUGUAGAAAAAUGGAGUGAAUUUAUAUUAGGCUUCGAAAAAACUAAUGAUAGCAUUGUAAAUUUUACAGGAGGAUUUUAACAGACAAACAGCUUCGUCAAAUAGAAGAAUAUAGUUAUUUUAAUUGUCCUCUUUACUAACUGUAGGGUGAGAAGGGGCUCGCGUUGUGGUGAACUAUGUUAUAGCUUGUUAUUCACUGUUACUUUUGAUCAUUUUUUCGGUCUCCGAGGUGAAUCGAGUUAUUAAUGAGAAUUUGUAUGCUCACAUAUGCAUAUUGUAUAUGUGUAGAAAUGUAAUCACACUUUGUCUUGGAUUUACAUUAAACUGUUAAGUCACGG